This is a messenger RNA of Aaosphaeria arxii CBS 175.79, 530 nucleotides long. RefSeq lists its product as uncharacterized. The transcript has a single exon. NCBI's taxonomy places the organism in Eukaryota, Fungi, Ascomycota, Dothideomycetes, Pleosporales. The record is from RefSeq and is a predicted model, not a curated record. The coding region runs from base 177 to 434 and encodes 85 amino acids.
CAACCACCAAUUCCAUUACACAAACUAUCUACAAAACCCCCUUUGGGCGUUUUCGUUCCUCCUAGUAUACCGAGCAUGUACCAACGAAAUGGCUGUAGACGGACGGAUAAGUUAACAACUAGUAGUAUCCACCCGCCCACGUACUUCAACAAACGCCGCGCAAUUCCAACUGCAGGAUGCAUGUCCUGAACACUGCACACAUCAUGUGCAGCCGCAUGGUUUUCCCUCUCGUUUUCUUGUCCCUUAGCUAUGCGGCGACGCUAUACCCCUCUCUUUUCCAUCCGGCUCGGUCUGGUACGGUAUCCCGUACAACUCUUAGCAAAACAUUCACCAUCCUUUCACCUUGUAAUUACCCCAACCCCCAAACCCCCAACCACGAAAGAGGUAUUUCCGCUGCUCUUGCUUCUGGCGCGCGGGUGAAAUCGCUUCCAUGAUUCCAACCGGACGAGGCUGUCCUAGCAAUUGCACGCCCACAAGUCUAGCCCCGCCAGCGUCCGGUCCAUGAUUGUGCCGAUCUCUUGCAGCUAUUU